AUGAUAGGUGUCUACAGCCGCAUCUGCAACGCCUUGCGGGAUGGAACGCUGUACCUUACCAUCCACUGUGGUGAUGAAUUCUAUGUCUUUGAUAAAGACUUCAGUACCAAGGACACCCGCGUGUAUCGAGAUACCAGAUCGACAGAGUCCCAGCCCUAUAUGAUAUUGCCGGAGCCCGGAAGACUAUGCCACGAGAAUGGGGGUGGCAACGGAUGGCAGAUCUGGAACAAGCUCACUGUAGAAGACGAAAUUUGCAUCUGCCCGAGGGUUUUCGACAAUGCAAAGACGUCGCAGACUCUGAGCAGUUUAGACAAUACUGUUGACACCCUGAAAGGGCGACAUGUCGAUUACAUCAAGAAAUUCACCGCAGCAGGCAGUUUACUACACGAGCUAUCCCAUUGCCGUGGCAUCCUUGGGGACGACCAGACCAAGGACCUAAGGCUUCGACCUUUCCCACUAGGUCCGUUCAUCGAUGGGUAUCAACGAAACGGCGUCUGGGCCGUGUCAAAAAUUGAUCCAGCUGGGGCUCAUCGCAACGUAGACAGUAUCACGUAA
Aspergillus luchuensis is the source of this 555-nucleotide messenger RNA. RefSeq lists its product as uncharacterized. Lineage: Eukaryota; Fungi; Ascomycota; Eurotiomycetes; Eurotiales; Aspergillaceae. The coding region runs from base 1 to 555 and encodes 184 amino acids. The transcript is spliced from 4 exons. The record is from RefSeq and is a predicted model, not a curated record. Gene Ontology annotation, molecular function: metallopeptidase activity.